AUGACUCCGGUGUCCUGGACACAACACUGCAAAAGGGCACGAGAGACAAGAAGCUCAAGCAGUGAUCUCAGAGCCCGGCCGCACCAGGGCCUGUCAGGAUCCACAACCAGGAAAUACACAUUCAAGGAGAAGACUGGCUCCAUCACGGAAGAGGUCAUCUUUGCGACCAUGAGCACUAAUUUCAUAUCAGGGCUGUCUCGGGACGGUCUCAAAUAA
This is a messenger RNA of Diaporthe amygdali, 216 nucleotides long. RefSeq lists its product as uncharacterized. The coding region runs from base 1 to 216 and encodes 71 amino acids. The transcript is spliced from 2 exons. NCBI's taxonomy places the organism in Eukaryota, Fungi, Ascomycota, Sordariomycetes, Diaporthales, Diaporthaceae. The record is from RefSeq and is a predicted model, not a curated record.